Rhizoctonia solani is the source of this 312-nucleotide messenger RNA. RefSeq names its product carbohydrate esterase family 16 protein. NCBI's taxonomy places the organism in Eukaryota, Fungi, Basidiomycota, Agaricomycetes, Cantharellales, Ceratobasidiaceae. The coding region runs from base 1 to 312 and encodes 103 amino acids. Gene Ontology annotation, molecular function: lipase activity. The record is from RefSeq and is a predicted model, not a curated record. The transcript has 2 exons. Gene Ontology annotation, biological process: lipid metabolic process.
AUGCACUCAGCACUUUCUCUUUUACUCCUCGCAUCUUCAUCGCUUGGUUCAGCGAAGAAACAUACGAUCAAGCAUAAACACACGCAUCGUGGAACGGAACCUCCUCUGGGAGAUAUGCUACUAGCGACGGCUGGUAGUUAUGUGACUGAUAUAGCAAAGUGUCCUCCACUCAAGCCCCGAGAUUCUCCCCCGACCAGUGUACACGACCUUCGUCCUGAUGACUUCUCGGUGGCUAUGGCCAUUGGCGACUCCAUUACUGCAGGCGCGUUCGCCAAGGGCAAGUCAACCUUGAUUCCAAAGGCGAAAACCUAA